UUAUUAUUAUUUUUUUUCCCUUUCUUUCUUUCUUGUUUUUUAACUUCUUCACAAAAUGGUCCUUGCACUGAAAGUUCCACCAGGGCUUUGAAUUACAUAAUCCAAUUUCCAUAUUUUAUAAGUUAACGUGUGUUUUUAUGUAAACAUAAUUCUCAAGAACAAGAAGGGAAGCAAAAGUCUUAAUAUCGCCAAAACAGAACUAAAUAAUAUGAAGUAAGCACCUGGCUGUAGUAUUUACUAUUUAGAGUCAAGCAAAAGUCUUUAUAUAAGUACAAAUCCUUAUCUCCAAAGCACAGCCUUUUAUAUAUAUGAAUAGACUUAUUUCAAGAAUUGAACAGAAAGUUAAGUGUACAAAUCCUUUUUAUUCUGUUUUCUGCUUUAAAAAAAAAAAAAAAAAAAUUGUUCUUUCUCCAGACCCCCCUCUUCCCCACUUGAUGAUGAAUGAAUCACACCAAUUAAGGUCUAAACCAGAAAGAGACACAAUUUGUUUAACCUCAUUAUGGGUGUCAUUGUCUCAACCACAAAAGCUUUAUGGAAGUGAACAGCAUGCAAAUGUGAGGUCUCUGUAAUGACCAAAUAAUGAAUACUAAAUAAAAUAAUGAAAACAAUACUAAAAUUCUGUCUUCUGGAAACCAAAAAAUAUAAAAUAAAAAACCAGCUCCUAAAUGAUACAUCAUCUGAUUCAUACCACUAUAUUCUUAUCAUGAAUACUUGACUCUUCUUUUGCACACUGAAAUUGCUAAGUAAAUUAUAUGUCACUGACCACAAUAAUUGGUACAAUGUCACUAGGCACUAGUUGGGAAAGUAUAUAUACCUCUAUAUAUAUAAAUAAAUAAAUAUAUAUAAUAUAUAUAUAUAUAUAACUUUUUUUUAUAUUUUUUUGGGUGAAAAGAGAAAGCUAGUGCCUUUCAAAAAUGUGUGCCUGUGCUUAUCAGGGUACUGAAUAAGAAAAAAGCAGAUAGAGAAAUUAUUUUCCAGAAUAGUCAAGAAUUGUAUAACCAAUAUUCUGUGGGGAUGGUUCAUUUUUAGGGAAGUCCCCCAUUGUUAGGGAUCCAUAAAGCUCCUAGGUUAUACCUUCAUAGCAUCCCCACAAUUCAAAACUGUCAUCUCUCUAUAAUGUCCACUUUCCCACUUCCCUAUCUUUCCCUUUACUUCUUCCUCUUUCAGGCCCCUCCCUACUUGCACUACUGCUACUUUCUCUACCAAAUGUGAUGCAACAGUGACUGACAUAAAUCUCAACAAAGAACAUCAAAAAUAUAUACAUAUACACAUAGUUCAGAUUAAGAUGACUCAGAAUGGUGAUCAGAAAUCUCAGUCCACAACAAAUAUUCAAAGCCUGAGAGAAUUUUCAUUAUGAGGUUGAAAAGACCCUAGCAAUUGGGCAAAGCUAGCUCUCCUACUUACUCCAUUUUUUGGUUGAACAGUAAAGCAGUUUUUUUAUAAUAAUUAUUACAAGAGGCCAGCCUUUGCCUUGUAAAGAAUCUUAACUUAUUUCCAUACGUUUCUAUCAGGCACAAUACCCUCUUGGGUGUGUGUUAUACAAGAGAGUCAAGAUCAUCAUGAAUAAUCAAAAAAUAAAAAUAAAAAUAAAAAGGAAAAGAAAAUUUCCACAAGAUCCACAUGAAAAUCACGUGUAACAGGCUCCACAUGACUCCCUUCCUAGCCAUUCAUGCAGCAGUCUUUACUUACCAAUAUUAAUCUCAUUGAUGUUAACAUAACAUCGCAUUCACUGCAUCUUGUUCCCUUCUCAACAUAUCCUAAAAGUCAUCAGCUUCUUUUAUUUUAUAUACCAUAUGACAAAUUAGUUUAUCAAAUUUUAAAUACCAAUUUAUAUAAGAAAGUUAUAUUUUAUAAAUUGUUAACUAUUAGCCUACUGCAAUGGUUUCAUUAACUCUAUUUUAGUAUGUAUAGGUUCAUGCCUAAUCCUAACACAAACUUAAAGAAUUGUGAUAUAUAUAUAUAUAUAUAUAAUUAUUAAAGAUAAACCAAAAAAUUAUUUUAAAAAAACAAAGAAAAAAAAAAUUGAUAAGUAGGAAGGACCCCAUUAUCUGACUCCCCGCACACAGCUGAAACAGCAUGCAAAACCAGUAGGGGCCAACCCCGGCGAUUGCUCUCCAGCCGAAAAACUGUUCCCUAUAUUGUACAAAUCCUGACAACUGUAUUGCAUAUACAAAAUUAAACAGUAUGUGCAUCACCUUAAGGACCAUGCUCAUACAGAGAAAACAGUCAAUGCAAAUCCCUGACAUUGAAGCAGAGUAUGUGACACUUACUUUACUCGAUAUAGAAAUACAAUUCCCAAUGACAAGUAGAAAUAGGUAAGAAAAUUCUAAGUUAUGGUUAUAAAAUAGACAUGUGAAAAUUUUUUUAUUCAACUUUAUCUUCUCUCUCUCUUUUUUUUUAUUUAUUUUUUUUGUUUUUUAGCUCUCUCUACUUUUGAAACCUGAAUUGGACUUAUACGCAAUAGACAGUUAAGCUAGUGGACAGUCUAUAUAUACAUAUACGGAGAGUGUGUUUUUGACUAUGCAGCUCGAAACCUCCUCUUUAAAUUCUCAUCUCUACCUUUAGUUUUCCUUAGCCUCUUCUACACCUCUCCUUUUGCUUAUUUUUCCCCUCCAAACAACACCAAAUAGAAAGAUCUCUCUAGCUCUCUCUAGCUCUCUCUAGCUCUCUCUCUCUCUCUCUCUCUCUCUCUCUCUCCAUAUCUAAGAACACAUAUCUUUCUGGAUAAAUGGUGUCUCCUCUUUACACCUUAAUCAAACAGAACAACAUUAUUUACCUCAAAUUUUUUAUAAUCCUAUUCAUGAGUUGCAUACCCGACAGAACCAACCUAUGUUCCAACAGGAUUUUAGCAGCAAUACCACCUGAUCAUCAUGUAGACUCUUCUGAUAAUACCCUUUUGUCUUUGGAAACACUAAGCCUAGGUGGCUACUUGAGCUUUCAUGACAAUUACCAUGCAGCUAAAGACUUCGGCAAUACAUACCAUUUCCUUCCAUUAGCUGUUCUGCAUCCGAAAUCCGUUUCGGAUAUCUCCUCCACCAUAAAGUAUAUCUUCGAAAUGGGAUCUGGUUCGGACCUAACAGUUGCUGCUAGAGGCCAUGCCCAUUCCCUCCAAGGUCAAGCACAAGCCCACCAAGGCAUAGUUAUCAACAUGGAGUCGCUUGAAGAACCAGAAAUGCAAGUGUAUACUGGGGAGCUUCCUUAUGCAGAUGUUUCAGGUGGCCAUUUGUGGAUAGACAUUCUGCAUGAGACGCUUAGACAUGGGCUUGCACCAAAAUCUUGGACUGAUUACCUUUAUCUCACUGUGGGUGGGACUUUAUCUUAUGCUGGUAUCAGUGGACAGGCAUUCAAGCAUGGACCUCAGAUCGAUAACGUCUAUCAGCUUGAGGUUGUCACUGGGAAGGGAGAGGUUGUUACCUGUUCGGAGAACCAAAAUGCUGAUCUCUUUCAUGGUGUUUUAGGAGGGCUUGGACAGUUUGGCAUCAUUACUCGGGCUAGAAUUUCUCUCGAACCAGCGCCGAAAAUGGUGAAAUGGAUCAGAGUUCUGUACUCGGACUUCUCAUUGUUUUCCAAAGACCAAGAAUAUCUAUUAUCAUCCCAAAAUUCGUUUGACUAUAUUGAAGGGUUUGUGAUGAUAAACAGAACAGGUUUGCUUAAUAACUGGAGGUCUUCCUUCAAUCCCAAAGAUCCACAUCAAGCAAGCCAAUUCAGUUCAGAUGGAAGAACUCUGUACUGCUUAGAAAUAGCUAAAUAUUUUUAUCAAGGGGAUCCUCAUCCAAAAAAUAUUCUAAUGCAGAAGACAGAAAGAUUGCUGUCAGAGUUGAGUUAUAUUCCAUCCACUCUCUUCCUCUCUGAAGUCUCUUACGUUGAAUUUCUAGAUAGAGUGCAUGUAUCAGAAAAGAAACUCAGAGCAAAAGGGUUGUGGGAAGUUCCUCAUCCAUGGCUGAACCUUUUCGUCCCAAAGAGCAAGAUAAUCAAGUUCAAUGAGGAGGUGUUUGGCAACAUUCUUACAGAUGCUACCAGUGGUCCUAUCCUUAUCUACCCAGUGAACACAUCCAAGUGGAGCAAUAAAACCUCAUUGGUCACCCCAGAUGAAGACAUAAUAUACUUAGUAGCAUUUCUAUCCUCUGCAGUGCCAUCUUCUACGGGGAAAGAUGGGCUACAGCAUAUUUUGAAUCGAAACCAAAAAAUUCUAGACUACUGCGCCACAAAUCCUCUUGGUAUUAAGCAAUAUCUGCCCCAUUACAGCACUCGGGAAGAAUGGAAAGCUCAUUUUGGGCCUAAAUGGCAAGCUUUUUUACAGAGGAAAUCAGCUUAUGACCCUUUGGCAAUCCUUGCUCCUGGACAAAGAAUCUUCAAAAAGGCAAAACCCCUGUUACGACAUUAGCAAGCCACAAUAAGCAAGCCUUGGGGGUUGGACAACUGUAAUUUAAUGGAUGGUCAAGUCAAAAGAGUGUUGUUGAGUCUCCACGUCAAAUAUUUUAAGCAUAAAAGAAGAACCUGUUGGCCAUUGAGACAAUUUUUGUUGUUGAGACUAGAGAGCCUGGGAAUAAUGGGAAAUAAAUAAAUAUAUAUAUAUAUAUACACAACCAAACGUCAUGAUGUAAAAAUAGAAUCUUAAGGAUUAGAAAUGGCCUAGGUCUUUUUCUUAAUAUAUUAUGGGGGGAAAAAAAAUAAAAAAAAUGUUUUCUACUGUAGGUUUUUUCAGUUGGUUCCAUGUGUAACGUGUUUCCAUCAAUUCCUCUAAUAAAGAUACCACUCAGUGUAGAAAGACAGAUGGAAAAUCGUUUAAUUAACUAUGUUUAUAUUGU
Ziziphus jujuba (common jujube) is the source of this 4808-nucleotide messenger RNA. Its product is annotated as cytokinin dehydrogenase 1. The coding region runs from base 2729 to 4384 and encodes 551 amino acids. The transcript is spliced from 5 exons. Gene Ontology annotation, biological process: cytokinin metabolic process. Lineage: Eukaryota; Viridiplantae; Streptophyta; Magnoliopsida; Rosales; Rhamnaceae. The record is from RefSeq and is a predicted model, not a curated record. Gene Ontology annotation, molecular function: cytokinin dehydrogenase activity; FAD binding.